Molecule: messenger RNA, 2058 nt
Organism: Aspergillus aculeatinus CBS 121060
Lineage: Eukaryota; Fungi; Ascomycota; Eurotiomycetes; Eurotiales; Aspergillaceae
Product: SET domain protein
Exons: 3
Coding region: 1-2058 (685 amino acids)
Biological process (GO): peptidyl-lysine monomethylation
Molecular function (GO): protein-lysine N-methyltransferase activity
Source: RefSeq, a predicted model, not a curated record
AUGGCUCAGCACGGCGGCCAGCUGCACCCCGCCGUGCAGGUCGCCAAAGACGAGCAACGCGGGGUGCACCUGCAAGUCCGCAAGGGCUCAUCCGAAGGUAGCCUGGCCGUGGACACGCACAUCAUCCAGACGCCCCUGACCACGACGAUCUCGUACUUCAACGUCAUCGGGUACCGUGCAUCCACCGCCGCCGCUGUCGCUCCAGAUGCAGAUGCCACCGGCGGUGGCAGCAUCGUUGAGUUCAAGUCCCAUGGCCUGGACUUCCCGCGCCCCUUCAUCGACGCGGUCGGCUCGAAGGAGGCGACGGUCUUCUUUCUGGUGGGCCAGUAUCUGCGCGGCGCGCAGAGCUUCUGGUACCCGUACCUGCGGACGCUGCCGCAGCCGGGGACGUUGACGACGCCGCCCAAUUAUGAGGGCGAGGAUCUGCGGUGGUUGCAGGGGACGAGUCUGUUGCCGGCUAGGGAGCAACGGGUCGAGAAGCUGAGGGGGAAGUAUGAGGCUGCGGUGCGGGCGUUGAGGGAGGCUGGGUUCGAUGGGGUGGAGGAAUAUACAUGGGAUCUCUAUCUGUGGGCCUCGACGAUUUUCUUCUCGCGCGCCUUUUCUGCCAAGGUGUUGUCCGGUGUGAUCCCCAAGGAGGAGCUGUCGGAGGAGAAUAUUUCUGUCUUGCUGCCCUUCUUCGAUGUGGCUAAUCAUCGGCCGCUGGCUAAGGUCGAGUGGCGAGCGGAGAAGGAUGAGGUCAGGUUUGUGGUCCUGGAGAACGUGGCUGCUGGGGAGGAAAUCUCCAAUAACUACGGGCCUCGGAAUAAUGAACAGUUGAUGAUGAACUACGGAUUCUGUCUUCCGGGCAACCCUUGUGACUAUCGCAUUGUGAGUCUUCGCGCACCACCCGAGAGUCCGCUUCAGCAGGCACGUUCCCACCAGCUGCAAAUGUUCCCGCAGUCGGCUGCGGACACUGAAGACCACUACUAUGUUUUCAACAUCUUCUAUCCGCUGCUGGCCCCGGAUACUGCAAUGGAGCAUUCGAUCUUCUCGCCUGCUCUCCUCAACGCGGUCUCCGUCCUGGCGGCGAACAACCGGGAGUUGGAGACCCUAGAAAUCACGGACCACGACAUCAAAAUCCCCAGCGCCUACGGGAACUCACGCGCGCUGCUGGCUGCGAUGAGCCAGAUUGUGAUUGAACUUAUCAACCAUGCUGUGAAGCUGAGAGCCUCCGGCCAAGAUCUACAGCACCCGGAGAAUUUGAAACAAACUCACGCGAAGAUGUACCGUGACAGCCAGAUCAUGCUGUCUGAAACCGCUCUUGUGAUAGCUGCAUGGACCCUGAACCGCGCGCGGCAACACAAUUUCACUGGUAGCUGGGAAGAAAUGAAAAGGAUCCUUGGGGCCCAUAUGGCCCGGAUCCCUGCCGGCAAAUUCCCGGAAGGAAUCUUGUCCCGACUGCAGAUGCGGAUCUUGGAGAGGCAGUCACUCCUCACCAAGAACGGGGAACUAUUCACAUUGACCGAGCUGCCGGAUCUUCUGCCAAUGGAGAUGCAACCACCAUGCAAGGCAUGCUUCCAGGAUGUUCUAAGCACUACGGAGAAGGCCAUCCCAGUGCUCAGAGGCAGCGCGGAGACAUCGCCCUUCGCGUUCCCCAUCUUCUUGUGUCUCGUUGCCGCAGCUGGUACAACUACGAAGGUGUCAGGGUCUGCGGGAGGCCAGUUGUCGCCCAGACUUACUCGAUGGGCGAGAUUCCUGCUCGAGAACUACCCACCGCCGCCAAAUGAUGUGGCCUGGGCACUGGAGGAUGAGGACGAUGAGUACCUAGUGAGCCAGUUUGAUGAGGCUCUGGAGCAGAUGAAGUCACAGAGCUCUGCCGUGUUUGCUGGAUUAGAGGCCUACACAGGCCCAUGGCAGGACGAUGACUGGUGGCUGUCGCCCAACUGGAUACGCUGGGCGUGGAUGGUAGCAGAGCAGGAGUGCGUGCACAUGCCCGAAGAUCCGCUGAGAUUGCUAGCCAGCGAUGGGCAGGUGAUGUUGUCCACGGGAUCGUACUUGUAUAUUCCUCAGGAGGAGUAG